AAGGGGCAAAUACUCAAAGGGGUUUCCCCACUGAUGACUGGGAGCAUGAGGGCCUCUUACCAGCUGCGCAGGGGAUCUUCCCGCCGCCUGGAGAGUCCCUUUUCGUGGGGCUUCCUGGGGGUCCUUCUGCUGGCCCUAGAGCUCCUGCUCCCCAUGUGCUCAGGUACCUGUGCUGAGCCACCAAAAUUCAAAACUAUGAAAACCAAGUUUGACUAUGGGAUCAAUAUAAUUUCUGGGCUCUCAGUUGAAUAUGUGUGUUGCCCAGGACACAAGCCUAUUAAUCUUUUUAGUUCCACCUUUACUGUUUGUCAGGCUGAUGGCACAUGGUCACCUGCUCUCCAGGAGGCUUGUACAAUAAUGUCAUGUUCAAAGCUACAAGAACCCCCAAAUGGCAAACUAGUCUUCGUUAAUGGAACUACCCAGUUUGAUUCACAAGUUCAAUAUGUUUGUACUGAUGGUUAUUCCUUAGUUGGAACAAAAAUUCUAAAAUGUGUAGCCACUGAAUAUUCUGUGGUAUGGAGUAGUGCUGCACCAAAGUGUGAAAAGAUUUUUUGUGAGCCACCUAUACAUAUACCAAAUGGAGACUACACCAAUAGAGGCAAGGAUAAAUUUGAAUAUAAUGAAACAGUUACUUAUAGCUGUGAGCCUUCAACUGAAACAGAGCAGUAUAAACUUGUCGGAGAGAGCACACUUGUUUGUAUUGGGCCUGACGAAUGGAGUAGUGAGCCUCCUGAUUGUAAAGCAACAUACGCACCCAGUGAAGGACCAAAAACUAAUGCUGCUGACUUAGAUGGAGUACUCAUUGCUGUGAUUGUUCUGACUACUUGGCGUUGCAGUGGCUGGCACCUGUGUCUAAAUGUCGUCACAUCAGGGAGAGUAAAUUAAACGUUUCUUGAACCUGUU
Eptesicus fuscus (big brown bat) is the source of this 903-nucleotide messenger RNA. RefSeq names its product membrane cofactor protein-like. Gene Ontology annotation, biological process: negative regulation of complement activation, classical pathway. The transcript is spliced from 8 exons. NCBI's taxonomy places the organism in Eukaryota, Metazoa, Chordata, Mammalia, Chiroptera, Vespertilionidae. The record is from RefSeq and is a predicted model, not a curated record. The coding region runs from base 34 to 885 and encodes 283 amino acids.